AUGGCAAAUAUAAAUCCUCGUGUUAUUAAAGUUGAGUAUGCUGUUCGAGGUCCUAUUGUUAUUCGUGCUGGUGAAAUUGAAAAACAAAUAAAAGAAGGUCAACAUAAUUUUCCAUUCGAUCGUGUUAUUCGAGCUAAUAUUGGUGAUUGUCAUGCUAGUGGUAAUCAAGUACCUGUUACAUAUAUUCGUCAAUUUCUUGCUGGUUGUACGUAUCCACCGUUGAUAGAUUCGUCAGAUUUUCCAUCAGAUAUUAAACAAAAAGUUCAACGUUUAUUAUCUGUAUGUGGUGGAAAAAGUCUUGGAUCAUAUACAGAAAGUCAAGGAUUAAUAACAGUACGAGAAGAUAUUGCAAAAUAUAUACAAGAACGUGAUGGUUACCCAUCAAAUCCAAGUGAUAUUUAUCUUUGUAAUGGAGCUUCAGAUGGAAUUAAAACAGUAAUUAAACUUCUUAUGAAUAAUGAUCCAAAAAAACCAUCAGGAAUUAUGAUACCUGUUCCACAAUAUCCAUUAUAUAGUGCUACUUUAUCUGAAUAUGGUGCUCAUCAAAUUGAAUAUUAUCUUGAUGAAGAUAAUAAUUGGGCAUUGAAUAUAGAUGAAUUAGAACGAGCAUUAAAUCAAUCUAAAGAACAUUGCGUACCACGUGGUAUUGUUAUCAUCAAUCCUGGAAAUCCUACAGGUCAAGUUCUAUCUCGUGAAAAUAUUGAAAAUAUAGUUCGUUUUGCUGAAAAACAUCGAUUAUUUAUAUUGGCUGAUGAAGUCUAUCAAGAAAAUACUUAUUUACCAGGUUCAAAAUUUUUUUCAUUUAAAAAAGUUUUAAUGGAUCUGGGUGCACCAUAUAAUCAUAUGGAAAUGGCUUCAUUCCAUUCAGCAUCAAAAGCAUCAAAAGGUUGGCAUGGCGAAUGUGGUUCUCGUGGUGGUUAUUAUGAAUUAAUUAAUAUUGAUAAAGAUGUACGAAUGCAAGUAAAUAAAUUAAUAUCUGCAUCAUUAUGUAGUGCAGCUUGGGGUCAAGCUAUGAUGGGAGCAAUUAUAAAUCCACCAAAAGAAGGUGAACUAUCAUAUGAAUUAUAUAAAAAAGAACGUUCCGAUAUUGUUAGUCGAUUAAAACAAAAAGCCGAUCUUGUUAGUCAAUUAUUUAAUUCUGUUGAAGGUGUACGAUGUAAUGCUGUCAUGGGUGCUAUGUAUGCAUUUCCACGUAUUGAAAUACCUGAAAAAGCAAUUCAACAUGCUAAAUCUAAAAAUAUGGCACCUGAUGCAUUCUAUUGUUUUCAAUUUCUUGAAAAAACUGGUGUAUGUGUUGUACCUGGUAGUGGUUUUAAACAAAAACCAGGUACCCAUCAUUUACGUACAACAAUUUUACCACCAGUUGAUCAGAUGAAAGUUAUGGUGGAAAAAUUUCGAAAAUUUCAUAUGGAAUUUUUGCGAGAAUGGAAAUAA
Rotaria sordida is the source of this 1434-nucleotide messenger RNA. Lineage: Eukaryota; Metazoa; Rotifera; Eurotatoria; Philodinida; Philodinidae. The record is from the annotation of a GenBank genome assembly.